Molecule: messenger RNA, 2238 nt
Organism: Drechmeria coniospora
Lineage: Eukaryota; Fungi; Ascomycota; Sordariomycetes; Hypocreales; Ophiocordycipitaceae
Product: PP-loop family protein
Exons: 1
Coding region: 1-2238 (745 amino acids)
Biological process (GO): tRNA processing
Molecular function (GO): ATP binding; ligase activity, forming carbon-nitrogen bonds
Source: RefSeq, a predicted model, not a curated record
AUGAGCGUGCCUACCCGUGUCUUUCACCACGGUCCCAAACCCAUCUCUGCCCUCGAGUUUCGGGAUGCGGUCGAGGCCGUCUGUCCGCCGCGGUUUCCCGCCGUCCGCCAUGCGCGGCCACGGCGAGUCGGUACGUCGGUUUGUCGUCGCCUUCAACUCCCGCUCGGGCUCGUGCUCACGCCCCUCGUCGUUCUCGUGCUCGCCUCCCUCCUGCUGCUCGUCAAGGUGCUGACAGUCUAUUUCGUUCUAGCCCUCGCCGUGAGCGGAGGAGUCGACUCCAUGGCCAUGGCCUUCCUCUUCUCCAAGCUGCUCAAGACCCAUCGAGGCAUCAAAAUUGCCGACAACCCGGCCGAAAGCGCCUACUGCCUUGUCAUCGACCACCAGCUGCGGCAAGGCAGUGCUCGGGAAGCGUCCCGCGUGGCCCAGGAGCUCCAGAAGAUGGGUCUCAAGGCCAUCGUCAAGCAGCUGAAUUGGAAGGGCGCCGUCCCCGAUCGAGACAAGGAGUCGACGACGAUGACCAUGGCGGACCCCUCCCAGCUGCCCAACCUCGAGAGCGUGGCACGCACGCUGCGGUACCAGAUUCUUGGCCUCAGUUGUCGGCACCUCCAGUCCAGCAGCCUCUUCUUCGCUCACCAUUCCGAUGACCAGUACGAGACGGUCUUGAUGCGUCUGCUCGCGGGGCAUGGCUACCGAGGCUUGCGAGGCAUCCCCGAGACCAACCCGAUCCCCGAGUGCUACGAACUGCACGGCGUCUACAAGAGCGGGCUGCUCGACGACCAGCGGCAGCGGAAUCCCUUUUUGAGCUUCAAGCCGCCCAACAGGGAGCUGAGGCGGCUGCGAUGGAUCCUGACCCACGACUUCAAGGAGGAGUCCUGGCACCAGAUCCGGACCUGCCUGGGUGUCGACGGCCUGUCGAUGCCGUUUCCCGGCCAUGACGUUCCCGACGCGGACCCUCGACUUCCGUACCUGACCCCGCUCAGCAGCGAAGACGGCGGAGUGACAAUCUACCGUCCGCUGCUCGCCUUCGACAAGGACAGGCUCAUCGCCACCUGCGAAGCCAACAAGAUUCCAUGGUUCGAGGACCGCACCAACGCCGAUGCAACGUUGACGACCCGCAACGCCGUUCGGCACGUGGCCAAGUCCUGCACGCUGCCUCGAGCGCUGCAAAAGCCAGCCAUCCUGGCCUUGUGUCGGAGAGCGAAGCGCAAGGCGACGCGGGAGGAGGCCGAGGCCCACCGUUGGCUGAUGCGAGAGGCCGUCAUCCAAGAUUUCGAUCCCAACGCCGGAACGCUUCUCGUGAACCUUCCAUCCUUGCCCACGAGGCUGCCCAAGGUCAGGCGGCUCUAUGACUCGGCAAGAGACGAAGCUCGCAGGCCGCAUAGACGAGCCAUGGCCGCGAUUGCCAUCCGGAAGCUCAUCGACUUUGUCACCCCCGAGCUUCAUCCGCCACCGUUGAGCAAUCUUUCCACCGUCGUGGACCGCCUCUUCCCGGAACUGUCCACUUCCACCGGUUCCGACCAGGAGAACGCCAAGGCCUUUUCCAUUGCUGCCGUGCUCUUCACGCCCGUCGGAGGCCCGCUUCCAACCAAAUGGUUUCUCGCGAGGGCGCCGUAUUCGUCAUCGCAGCCGCUGCCGCAGCGGAAGCUGCCCGGCUACCUCAGCUACACGCCCGUGGCCUGGGGCGACGCCUCGGCCGUGCCCUCGGCCCGACACGGACACGCCCACUGGCGAACGUGGAAGACGGCCAAGAUCUGGGAUGGCCGCUUCUGGAUACGGGUCAGCGCCUGCGUGCCUGCGCGCUUUCACGUCCAGCCUCUGCUCCCGCGGGACGUGAAGCCGUUCCGGAGGGCCCUGCCGCCGACGCAGCGAGCCAAGCUCGAGCGCAUCCUCAAGCAUCACGCUCCCGGCAAGGUGAGGUACUCACUCCCGGCGCUCUACAGCGUCGAAGGCCCGAAAGGCGCCGACGCGGCGACGCAAACGCAGACGCUGCUGGCCCUGCCCAGCCUCGGCAUCCACGUGCCGGGACUGGAGAGGUGGGUCCGGUACGAGGCAAGAUAUAAGAACGUCGACCUGUCCUUGCUCGGCCUCCGCAGACGCAGAGGCCACAAGCGGCCUGUCAUCGGCUACCGCGCCUCCUGCAGCGCGUCGAGAAGGCGGAGGAGGAGGAGACGGAGUGUCGCACGGAAAGUCAAGGCCAAGCCCCGCCCCGGAAAGCCAGAUGCAGCCUGCAGCGGAUGA